AUGCCUGGACCAUUGAGAACUACAAAUAUUGUAUUUGCGUAUCCGGAGCCUCCACAACGAGAAAAGCCCAAUCCCAAAUAUUCUCUACCAACGCCCAAGCUCACUGAUGCACAUCAACACUUUUCAAAUCAGAACCAUGUCGAUGCUUCUCUGGAAUCGGUGCGUCCAAAACCCAACUACUCCUCCCGAAUGAGCACAAUGGGUGAGGUGAUUAAAUUGGACGAUAAUAUUCGUCCUCAAACGAGUCAUGGAGUUGCUGGUGAACGGAAUUUGAGUCGUUUUUCUCCUUCUAGUCCUACCUUUUCGCACAACAACAGUAGUCAUCAUUCAAAGAUUCAUCACAGUCCCUCACAAACCAAGGCCGAUCAUCACAAACAUAGACACAGUCUCAGUAGCGAGAAGAAAAGUAAGCAUCCUGAAGGUGGUGUUUCACAUUCUCCUCAUGCGGUGUCAUCAUUACAAGCGGUAGAGGGCUCAACGGCCGCAGCCUCAUCCGAAUUAGCUCAUAAACCAGAAGCAACACCUACAGGACAGGAAGUAUCUGUUUCAAAUGACAAACCAGCAGUUGAGGAACCCGUAAUGAGUAAAGAGCCUCAAUUACCCACCAGCAGUAACGAAAAACCUAGUUCUCGAUCAGCUCGUCACACAUCCUCCAUUAGUAUGAGCGAAUCUGUAGUUGCUGAGGGGGAGACAGUCUUUUGGAAGCGCAAAAAUAGAGAAUCUAGAAAAGACGAUAAGUUGACAAUAGGUCUAGCUGAAUACUUUGAGAAGAAGGACGAAAAUCAAGUGCAACCAUUAUUGAGAAAGAAGGCUCCUCCACCAACUCCAAGAAAAGAAGCCAUCAGUCGAGUGAAAGUCGUGGAGCCACCUCAACCAAAAGAAGAACCUCGUGUUUCACGUGUCAAGAGAUCAGCUCCACCCACCAUUCCUGAGAAGAACAGAGGAAAGGCAAAGCCAAAAACAACCACAAAAUAA
Messenger RNA from Naegleria lovaniensis, 975 nucleotides. RefSeq lists its product as uncharacterized. Bases 1 to 975 code for a protein of 324 amino acids. NCBI's taxonomy places the organism in Eukaryota, Heterolobosea, Eutetramitea, Acrasida, Naegleriidae. The record is from RefSeq and is a predicted model, not a curated record. The transcript has a single exon.